Molecule: messenger RNA, 6702 nt
Organism: Manacus vitellinus (golden-collared manakin)
Lineage: Eukaryota; Metazoa; Chordata; Aves; Passeriformes; Pipridae
Gene: GRM5
Product: glutamate metabotropic receptor 5
Exons: 12
Coding region: 474-4205 (1243 amino acids)
Biological process (GO): G protein-coupled glutamate receptor signaling pathway; trans-synaptic signaling by endocannabinoid, modulating synaptic transmission; regulation of synaptic transmission, glutamatergic
Cellular component (GO): postsynaptic density membrane
Molecular function (GO): adenylate cyclase inhibiting G protein-coupled glutamate receptor activity; G protein-coupled receptor activity involved in regulation of postsynaptic membrane potential
Source: RefSeq, a predicted model, not a curated record
GGGGUCCCUGCCCACCCCGGGCAGAGGAAAGGAUCAGUGCGGUGCUGCGUGGUGCAGCGGGCUGGAGAGGAGCAGGACGGCUGGGUGUGAAUGGGAGCAGGAGCCGGAGGCAUUUGAGGAUUAUUCAGCUCCAGAAGGUCUGUGUGAGGAGUGCUAUUCUCUGCCGUGGCUGAAAAUAGGAGGUACCUACUCCUACCUGGCUUGAUUAUUGCCAUCAAAAGGAUCAGUUUGCCACCACUGUGGGAAGAAGCAUUUGCUGCCACGGACAAGGUUAUGAGGAUUAUGACCACAUGUGCAGCUCUGCAUAGGUAUCCACGCGGAGAUGAUGGUGACUCCUUAGAGAAUACAAGCAAACUCCUAACUAAGCAUCAGCAUAGUGGGUUUUUUAUCCAAAAGAUUUGAUAACUGCUUUUCACCAGCUCUCCAACUUUGUUCCAUCAUGCUGUCUCUACCAGCCUAAACCAUUUCCUAAAAUGGUCCUUUUGCUGUUCCUUGCAAUCUUGCUGUUGAAGGAAGAUGUCUGUGGGAACUUUGGGCUUUUGGUUUCAGCACAGGCAAAUGAAAGAAGGGUGGUUGCACACAUGCCUGGUGAUAUUAUCAUUGGAGCUCUAUUCUCUGUCCAUCAUCAGCCAACUGUUGACAAGGUUCACGAGAGGAAAUGUGGAGAGGUAAGAGAGCAGUAUGGCAUUCAAAGAGUGGAGGCAAUGUUACAUACCCUUGACAGAAUUAAUUUGGACCCCACACUGUUGCCAAAUAUAACUCUAGGAUGUGAAAUAAGGGACUCCUGCUGGCAUUCUGCUGUGGCUCUGGAGCAGAGCAUUGAGUUUAUAAGAGACUCUCUUAUUUCAUCAGAAGAGGAGGAAGGGAUGGUGCGAUGUGUGGAUGGAACAUCAUCGUCUUUCCACUCCAAGAAACCCAUUGUUGGUGUCAUUGGACCUGGCUCUAGCUCUGUUGCUAUCCAGGUCCAGAACUUGUUGCAGCUUUUCAAUAUACCUCAGAUUGCUUAUUCUGCCACAAGUAUGGACCUAAGCGAUAAAACUCUGUUCAAGUAUUUUAUGAGAGUUGUGCCAUCUGAUGCACAGCAAGCAAAGGCUAUGGUGGACAUUGUCAAACGCUAUAACUGGACCUAUGUUUCUGCUGUACAUACUGAAGGAAACUAUGGCGAAAGUGGAAUGGAAGCUUUCAAAGAUAUGGCAGCCAAGGAAGGGAUCUGCAUUGCACAUUCCUACAAGAUCUAUAGCAAUGCUGGCGAACAGAGCUUUGACAAGCUGCUGCGAAAGCUUCGGAGCCACCUGCCCAAGGCAAGAGUGGUUGCUUGCUUCUGUGAAGGCAUGACUGUGAGAGGUCUCUUAAUGGCUAUGAGACGCCUGGGACUUGCUGGAGAAUUUUUGCUGCUGGGCAGUGAUGGCUGGGCAGACAGGUAUGAUGUGACAGAAGGGUACCAGAAUGAAGCAGUUGGUGGGAUAACGAUCAAACUCCAGUCUCCAGACGUGAAAUGGUUUGAUGAUUACUACCUACAGCUUCGGCCAGAAACCAACCAUAGAAAUCCAUGGUUUCAGGAAUUUUGGCAGCACAGGUUCCAGUGCCGGUUGGAAGGGUUUCCUCAAGAGAACCCUAAAUAUAACAAGACUUGCACAAGCGAGAUGACUCUGAGAACACAGCACGUUCAGGACUCCAAGAUGGGCUUUGUAAUCAAUGCAAUAUACUCGAUGGCAUAUGGGCUCCACAACAUGCAGUUGUCUCUGUGCCCAGGCUAUGUGGGCCUCUGCGAUGCCAUGAAGCCCAUAGAUGGUCGGAAGCUCCUGGAAUCCCUCAUGAAGACUAACUUUACUGGGGUCUCUGGGGACAUGAUCUUGUUUGAUGAGAAUGGUGACUCUCCAGGAAGAUAUGAAAUCAUGAAUUUUAAACAAAUGGGGAAGGAUUACUUUGAUUACAUCAAUGUUGGCAGCUGGGACAAUGGUGAGCUGAAAAUGGACGAUGAUGAAAUAUGGGCAGAGAAAAGUAAUAUCAUCAGAUCUGUGUGCAGUGAACCCUGUGAAAAAGGCCAGAUAAAGGUGAUCCGUAAAGGAGAAGUGAGUUGCUGUUGGACCUGCACUCCUUGUAAAGAGAACGAAUAUGUAUCUGAUGAAUACACAUGCAAAGCCUGCCAGCUUGGCUCCUGGCCCAAUGAGGACCUCACAGGUUGUGACCUCAUCCCAGUCCAGUAUCUCAGAUGGGGUGAUCCUGAACCAAUUGCAGCAGUUGUUUUUGCAUGUCUGGGUCUCCUGGCCACCUUGUUUGUUACAGUUAUAUUCAUAAUGUACCGUGAUACUCCAGUGGUCAAAUCAUCCAGUCGAGAACUUUGCUACAUCAUUCUAGCCGGUAUCUGCUUGGGUUACUUGUGCACUUUCUGUCUCAUUGCAAAACCUCAACAGAUUUACUGUUACCUUCAACGAAUUGGCAUCGGCCUCUCGCCAGCUAUGAGUUAUUCUGCUCUGGUAACUAAAACCAACCGCAUUGCAAGAAUCCUGGCUGGAAGCAAGAAGAAAAUUUGUACAAAGAAACCUAGGUUCAUGAGUGCCUGUGCCCAGCUGGUUAUUGCAUUUAUCCUGAUAUGUAUACAAUUAGGCAUCAUUGUUGCUCUCUUUAUAAUGGAACCACCAGAUAUAAUGCAUGAUUACCCAAGCAUCCGAGAGGUCUACCUGAUUUGUAACACCACCAACUUGGGUGUUGUAACUCCCCUUGGAUAUAAUGGAUUAUUAAUUUUGAGCUGCACCUUUUAUGCGUUUAAGACAAGAAAUGUCCCAGCUAACUUCAAUGAAGCAAAAUAUAUUGCCUUCACAAUGUAUACCACCUGCAUCAUUUGGCUGGCUUUUGUGCCAAUAUAUUUUGGAAGCAACUACAAGAUAAUCACCAUGUGCUUCUCAGUGAGUCUGAGUGCCACAGUGGCUCUUGGCUGUAUGUUUGUGCCCAAGGUCUACAUCAUCCUUGCUAAGCCAGAAAGAAACGUGCGCAGUGCGUUCACCACAUCGACUGUAGUCCGCAUGCAUGUAGGGGAUGGAAAGUCAUCUUCAGCUGCAAGCCGCUCAAGCAGCCUGGUGAACCUGUGGAAAAGAAGGGGAUCCUCCGGUGAAACCCUUAGGUACAAAGGCAGGAGACUGGCUCCCCCGCACAAGUCGGAAAUAGAGUGUUUCACCCCAAAAGGGAGUAUGGGGAAUGGUGGGAGAGCUACAAUGACCAGUGAAGAAUCUGUUUGCAUUCCAGACUGUAAUCGAUCUGAGUCAAGUAGAGAGGACAAAAAGGUUCCUGUCAAAGAGGAUGCCCUAACAGUCAAAAAGACUGGAAACUGUGUCAGUCUAAUAGUUCCACAGCAAGACUGUCAGCUGCAAGACCUACUCAAACACUCUAAUGGGAAAUCAGUUUCCUGGGCCCAGAAUGAGAAAAGCAGCCGAGGAGCACACCUUUGGCAGCGGUUGUCAGUCCAUAUCAACAAAAAAGAGAACCCCAACCAAACUGCAGUGAUCAAGCCUUUUUCUAAAAGCACAGAUAGUAGCCGACCCAGUAGCAGCGCUACAUUUCCUGAGGCUAGUGCCAAACCACUUUACGACGUUUCAGAAGCCGAAGAGCAAUACCCAGCUCAGUACCGACCACAGACUCCCUCACCUAUCAGCACUUUGAGCCACAGAACUGCCUCCGUUAGCCGAACAGAAGACGAUGUCCCUACCUUCCAGUCAGAACCUCCUCAGCGAAGUAGCUCCUCUCAAGGCUCCCUCAUGGAGCAGAUCAGUAGUGUGGUUACUCGUUUUACAGCCAAUAUCAGUGAGCUGAACUCUAUGAUGCUUUCAACAGCUACUCCAGGGACAAUGGUGGCUGCUCCUCUCUGCUCUUCAUACCUGAUUCCACGUGAAAUCCAGCUCCCUACAACAAUGACCACGCUUGCAGAGAUCCAACCACUUCCUGCCAUUGAAGUCAAUGGCGCUUCACAGUCUGGUAGGAAACCUUCAAAUGACAGUGUCAAAGAAGGCACUUCAGAGACACCAUCAGCCAAGCAAGACCUGGAGGAGUUGGUAGCUUUAACUCCUCCUUCUCCUUUUAGAGACUCCGUUGAUUCUGGAAGUGCAUCUCCCAGCUCUCCAGUUUCUGAAUCAGCUCUCUGUAUCCCAUCCUCUCCCAAAUAUGACACACUCCUCAUCAGAGAUUAUACUCAAAGUUCUUCUUCGCUGUGAAUGUAGUUCAACACAACAUUGAAUCUCAACAGCUACAAGGAAGUAGUGAGGGAAUAGCCAAGCCUUCAAGACCUCCAGUGUUUACGCAGAUAGAGUGAGAGGCAUUGGGUCAUCUUGUGAGGAACAGAGGGGAAGAAGAAGAAUUAUUUGAGGAGUGGAAACACCAGAUUAAUUAUGCUGAUUUAAAGACAAAAUGACUUGUGGCAGAUUAUCGUGGCCUUAAAAAAACAUGGGCUUUUCAGAAACACUGAAUCUACUUUUGAGGGCUUAUAAGGAGUCUGUUAAUCCAGUUACAUACCAAGUGCUUUGCUUUAGUAUUACAAUGAACUGUGUGUACAAUAUAUGGGGCAGGGUGGGAGGGAAACUAGAUUGUAAACAACUGUACAAUGGUUUGUUUGUUUACUCAGAUUCCUUACCCAGAAGUCAACCUUGAUCUUUUAUCAAGAAUAGAAGACCAAACAUUGAAUGUACAUUUUCUAACAGACUCAAAUCUGGGACCAACCUGUCAAGCUUUCUUUCUUUUUUUUUUCUAUGAAGAUCUCAACAAGUAGUAAUGUAUGUUCAAUAACUAUGAAACUUUUUGCUGAAGAAUAUUGUGUCCGUGAUACCUUACACUUGGAUAACACUAAGCUGAGGCUCUGCAGUGAGUGACUGCAAUAUGGAGGGCUUUACAAGUGACUUCUCUACCUACACAUUUGUUUAUAAAAUUCUCUUCUAUCGGUAUCAAAAAUUCAAUUUGUCAACAUUGGAUUCACCUUCACAACAACAAAACCCAAGGAAGAUUUCCUGACUAUUUCACCAUGUUGCCAACUAAUAAUGAAGUAGCAAAAAAUAUUUUCUGGAGUACUGUUUUGUAAUUCCCUUAUCAGGGCAAGUUGUUGAGAUGAAUAUUCUCUUUCUAGCAGCACUACUGAGCUAUAUUAUAGCUGCACUCCCUACUGAAACUAAUACAUUUUUACGGAUGUUCUUAUGCUAACACUACCAGUUAAAAUACUUAUUCGGAUUCCCAUAAUCUUUGCUUGUAAGGAACAGUUAACACUCUAAGGAUUUUCUCCAUAAUGACAGAAUUCUAGGAGACCAAUUUGGAUUAUGAUGAAUGCUUGCUGUCAGUGGAAAGGUUGUUGUAAUCACAAUUAACAUAUAUAGGGAAAAAAAGACCCAUGUCAAAGUCUGCUUAGAGGUGAUUUAGCUACUCUUUAAUAAGCAAAAAUUUUGAACUUUAUUUAGCUGCUGAUACAUUGCAGCUAUGAACUGUGACAAAAAAAGUACUUUCAAAGCAAUACAGAGUAAAGGUUGAAACAGAGAAGAGCUAAUGAGAUAUGAAUGAACAGUCUUUGUUUCUUAACAACUCACAGAAUAAGCAAGGGGAUUCCUCAUAUUUUUUUCCUAUAUCAAGGUAGUACAGUUUAGUGCACUUCAUACUGUCACAGCACUUUUUUAAUACAGGCAGGGAAGAGUUUUAAAAGUUUGAAUAGUAGCUAAAUAAUUUUUGAUAGGUAUAGUUACAUAGAACUUUUAAGUCGGACCCUAAACGCACACUGUAUUGGCUCUCUUCUUCAUGACAUAGCUGUCCUCAGGUGCCAAACUUUUAUGAGUUUGUUUUAUUUUGUUUAAGGGUAGUAUGAAGUGGUGUGUGAUGUACUUCAAUUCAAAGUUGAAUUGAUGUAGCCUUAUACAGAAGACAGCUUCAAGGAAGGGAGCCUUGAAAUAAGGCUGCUAUGCUUCAUUUUCAAAAUCUUUUAGAUCUUAUUUCUUCAAAGAUAAUGAAUAUUUUGUAAUCAAAAUUCAUACCUCCUUUUCCUCCCCCAUGCCCAAAAUAAUAAAUAUUUGAUCAAACAAGCAAAACAUGAAAGCACAUUCACAUACUCUAGCAAAGAUCAUUUUCUAUUCCUUUGGGAUGCUUGUUUCACUAUUAUGUGCUGUACUCCAAUUUACUGCCCAACAACAUUUAAAAUAGAAAAGUAAUAGAUAACUGAAUCCAAACCAGCACCUCAGAGAGAUACUCAGUGACGCUGUGCAUCCUGAGCAAGACGGUGUUAUCCAGUUUCAGUCUGGGCAUGCUUAUUUUGCCAGGUACAGUUGUUUACUAGCUAUGCCUAUAGCAUGAACAGGCAGGUCAUGAAACAGCUCUACUCCAGAAGGCAAAUUGAUACACUUAGUCAUGACUGUAGGUCCUUGUUGCUUAUAUGUAGCUUUUGCCUCCUCACAUGACAGCUUAGCACAGACUCAGUUCUGUGCUGCUGUAUGGUUUCCCGACUAGAGCUCAGUUCUGCCCUCUUGGUUCACAGUACUAGAAUGUCUCAUCAUCCCCUAGCUGCCCAUGUCUUUAUGAGAAAGAAUCUUCUGUCACUGGUUACAACCUACACUUAAGGGAAGAGCAUGUCCAAUCAGUCUGUGACACAAAUUCUCAUUUAGGGAGACUAGACCACUUAAUUGUUGUUUGUGGAAGACUUAUAUAAUAAUAUAUGUCUCCCAUCAGUGCAAUAUUGUUUUGAUA